UUGUAUGUAAAAAUGCGUAUAGAAUGGCACGCGUACUUAAUACAUUAAAUUUACAUCUGUUAUCUCUCUCUACCUGAAUAAUAUCCUUCCUAUCUUAUGGAGAGAUGUAAAAGAAUUGAAAAAUAUGCUUAUGUAUUUUUACAUAUAUUACGCGAAAUUUUAUACCCAUACCAAGUAAAUAUGUAUGUGUGUUUGUUGACAAUUAACCAUACAGCUUGCUAUUUACCAGUACAAGUAUUCGUACUUUAUGAAUUUUGUUAACAAACUGGAUUUUAAAGUUGUUUUGCCACACUACAGAAAAACUAAGAAAGAGAGUCAACUGGUUUAUAAAUUAACAUGCUGGAUACAAUAAAAGUCUUCAAAAGUCGGUAUCGUGGCCAAAGAAAAAUAGUUUGUAGUCAGUGGUCGUACAGUGUAGUAGUACGAAAAUACCAUUUUUAAUUACUAUUUAAAUUUAUUGUGAAUAUAUUUUUUAAAUAAAUACAAAUAUCAAAAUGAAAUAUACGUUUUUGUAUUUAACGUUUGGCACUUUGACGUGCAUCGCAGCGGAAAGUGCAUUCCAAUGUCCCAAACCUGAGGGCGAAUAUCCUGAUGAUGUUCAGUGUGAUAAAUACUAUCAAUGUAAUGAUGGCGUAGCAAAAGAAAAGCUAUGUCCAGAUGGCUUAGUGUUCGAUCCUCUUAAUAGACACAUCAAUAAGUGUGAUCAACCUUUCAAUGUAGAUUGCGGUGACCGAACUGAAUUGCAAGAGCCAAAAUCUUCUAAGUUUUGUCCUCGUAAACACGGAUUUUUCGCACAUCCUGAUUCUUCUGUAUGUGAUAUUUUUUACAAUUGUAUCGAUGGAGAUGCUUUAGAAAUGAAAUGCACUGUUGGAUUACACUUUGAUGAAUUUGGUGGAACUUGUGUUUGGCCAGAUACUGCGAAACGUGAAGGUUGCGAAGCACCACAAAAAAAAUCUCCUACCGGAUUUGUGUGUCCCAAGGAUCGCCCAAAGAAUGAUGAUAAAGGUCAGGUAGUUACUCAUCCGAAGUUCCCCCAUCCUACAGACUGUCAAAAAUUCCAUGUAUGCUUAAAUGGGGAAGAUCCACGCGACCUAGCCUGUCAAUUAGGCGAAGUCUACAAUGAAGAAACGGAGAUGUGUGAUGCUCCUGAAAACGUUCCCGGUUGUGAAGAUUGGUACAAGGAUUCUGAUGACAAAAAAGAAUAACAAUAGAUUUUAUAACACAUACGUAUGGCGAUGUAAAUAUGUACAUUUUAUGUUCUACUCCAAGAACUGUGGUUAUCUACUUUUACCAGACACUAUGUAUAUGAACACUUUUUAAAUUAUGGGCCGAGUUUUUAGAAGUACAAUAUCUGGGGAUAUUGAAUAAAUAAGCCAUAUUUUUUUUAAUCUAGAAAUUCAUAAUUAAAAUAUUAAAUUACUAAGAUCGAAUGGCUUUGCACCCAUUAUUAGGACUGUUUGUUAUAGAAUAUCUACCUGAUUUAAAAUUAAUAUUUUCGACUACAAGAGUGAAUGAAUUUUUUUGCAGUGCAAGUUAUGAGUGAUCAAUAAACUCAGGUAAGGAUGUCAAGAAAACUAUUACAAUUUUGCUCGAAUUUUCAUCAAAAGUUGCAGGCAAAGAUUAAAGGAAUUAUCCCUGAUAAGCAUAUAUCUUCGUAUUAUCCAAUUGGUAGAAAUGGAAGAAACGAUCAUAUUAACGUAAUUAGUAAAAGUAGGAGGACUCAAAAUGUUAAAUUAACUUUCGAGGAUAUCUUUCUAUCUUAGAAUGUCCACCCGGAGUAACCAUUAAAAUGAGAAUUAUAUUAUUUCUCAUUUUUUAAGAAUUAAAUCCGUAUAAGGCGUAUUUAAUCAGUGUUUCUUAUUUAAGGAAUACGCGAACCCACCAUCUCAUGUUGCAUAUAUUAAAAUUCUUAUUGCGUUAUUAGAGUUACAAUGUUUGUAUUUUUGAAGAAAAAAUAAUCUCAAUAUUUUCCAUAUCUACCCCACUACGAAAAUAUUUGGCUUCCAUAAAUUUAGAGUAGGUGAUGAAAUGUAUGCCAUCAAUUCAAUAUAUUAAAUUUCACUUCAUUUUUAUAAAAGAA
Bactrocera oleae (olive fruit fly) is the source of this 2080-nucleotide messenger RNA. It is a transcript of the gene obst-A, whose product is annotated as obstructor-A. The record is from RefSeq and is a predicted model, not a curated record. Lineage: Eukaryota; Metazoa; Arthropoda; Insecta; Diptera; Tephritidae. Gene Ontology annotation, molecular function: chitin binding. Gene Ontology annotation, cellular component: extracellular region.